Messenger RNA from Vombatus ursinus (common wombat), 2342 nucleotides. RefSeq names its product MON1 homolog A, secretory trafficking associated (gene MON1A). Gene Ontology annotation, biological process: vesicle-mediated transport; protein targeting to vacuole. The transcript has 7 exons. The record is from RefSeq and is a predicted model, not a curated record. NCBI's taxonomy places the organism in Eukaryota, Metazoa, Chordata, Mammalia, Diprotodontia, Vombatidae. Bases 331 to 2232 code for a protein of 633 amino acids.
ACAAUGCAAUCCGAGGGAAGGUUGGGCCGAGUCGCUGGAAACUGACCUUUGGGAGGAGAAGUGGUUUUGCACUGUUUUCCUGGCUGGGCUGGAGAUGAACAGGAUGGUCCAAGCUGCGGCAGUUCCAGAGGUGGCCAGAGGUCAGCAGUUAGGCAGCCACCAUGGUCAGGGGCUGGGGGAGUGAGCUCUGCUGGGGCCUGGCAUCCCUCGAUCAAUAGGUGGGCCCUGUCCGGGCCCCUCCGGCUUCCGGGGAAUCUGGCUAAGGGCAGUGCUUUACCUGCCCGCCCCCUUCUUGGAGCAGAAGCCAGGUUAACAGGGAUAUGGCUGCCGAUGUACAUAAGAAGAAAAGCUGGGAAACCACCAAUGGUACCUUGGUCCCCUCCGAUGGGCAGAGCUCAGAGCGGUCAGAGAGCCCAACUCCAGGACUGGCCCAGGGAACAGAACCAGGUGAAGAAACAGAGGUUCAAAGAUGUGAAUCAUUUGGCCAGCGUCCCCCAGCUAGUAAGGGACAGAUCUGGGAUCCAAACUCAGGUCUUCUGCCCCCAAGGUCCAUGGCCAUUUGCAUUGAAUUAUGAUGUUUCUCAUCCUGAGUGGAAAGGAAGGACUCAGAGGCAGACCUCAUCAGCUUCAUUCUCCCAGCUCUUCCUUUGCUAUCAUCACAGCACAGAAGCAGCCUCAGGGUCACCAGGGGCCGGCCAGGAAGGUGCCAUGUUUGUCCAUGCCCGUUCUUAUGAGGACCUGACAGAGUCUGAGGAUGGGGAGGCCACAGGGGGCAGUCCUGAGGAAGGAACCAGUGCCCAGCCUCGGGCCACAGCAACGGACAUGCGGCAGAUCAGCAAAGACUUCAGUGAGCUGAGCACUCAGCUGACGGGUGUGGCCCGGGACUUGGAAGAGGAGAUGCGACCAGAGCCUGAGGACUCUUCCGAGUCCUCAGGAUCUGGGGAAUGGAAGGCCUCAGAACCCCUGAGGGAGGGAGAGGCCGGGGACGGGGAUGAGGAGGAUGCAGCCGAGACGUGGCGGCUGCACCAGAAGCAUAUCUUUGUGCUAAGUGAGGCAGGGAAGCCUGUUUACUCCCGUUAUGGCUCAGAGGAGGCGCUGUCCAGCACGAUGGGGGUCAUGGUGGCUCUGGUGUCCUUCCUGGAGGCUGACAAGAAUGCCAUUCGCUCCAUCCAUGCAGAUGGCUAUAAGGUGGUGUUUGUCCGCCGGAGCCCCCUGGUGCUGGUGGCUGUGGCCCGCACACGCCAGUCAGAGCAGGAAAUAGCUCAGGAGCUGUUAUACAUCUAUUACCAGAUCCUCAGUCUGCUCACCUGGACCCAACUCAAUCACAUCUUCCAGCAAAAGCAAAAUUAUGACCUGCGUCGCCUGCUCUCGGGUUCUGAGCGCAUCACUGACAACCUCCUGCAGCUCAUGGCCCGGGACCCCAGCUUCCUGAUGGGGGCUGCCCGCUGCCUGCCCCUGGCAGCUGGCGUGCGGGAUGCUGUGAGCACCAGCCUGCAGCAGGCCCGGGCCAAGAGCCUCGUCUUUUCCAUCUUGCUAUCCCGGAAUCAGCUGGUGUCUCUGGUGCGGAAGAAGGACCAGUUCCUUCACCCCAUCGACCUCCACCUUCUCUUUAACCUCAUCAGCUCCUCAUCCUCCUUUCGAGAGGGAGAGGCCUGGACACCCAUCUGCCUCCCCAAAUUCAACUCAGGGGGCUUCUUCCAUGUGCACAUCUCCUACCUGGAGCCAGACACGGACCUGUGCCUGCUCCUGGUCUCCACUGACCGAGAGGACUUCUUCACGGUCUCAGACUGCCGCCGCCGUUUCCAGGAGCGGUUGAAAAAGCGUGGGGCCCAUCACAUGCUGAGGGAAGCACUACGCACCCCCUUCUACAGUGUGGCCCAAGUGGGCAUCCCAGACCUUCGCCACUUCAUCUACAAGUCCAAGAGCUCAGGGCUUUUCACCAGCCCAGAGAUCGAGGGUCCAUAUGCAAGUGAGGAGGAACAGGAGAGACUGUUGGGCCUUUAUCAGUACCUGCACAGCCGCGCCCACAAUGCCUCCCACCCCCUCAAAACCAUCUACUACACAGGACCCAAUGAGAACCUUCUGGCCUUGGUGACAGGAGCCUUUGAGCUGUAUAUGUGCUACAGUCCCUUGGGUACCAAGGCGUCCGCCAUCAGUGCUGUUCACAAGCUGAUGCGGUGGAUCCGGAAGGAGGAGGACCGGCUAUUCAUUCUCACUCCUCUGACGUACUGAUGGACGCUGGGCACGGCUGGGCACGGCUGGGACCCCCACCUCCCACAGAGGGGCCAGACGGGUGGGGAGUGCAGAGGGAGGCUGGGAGGGCUUGGGGGGGGCCAUCCCUG